Messenger RNA from Thermothelomyces thermophilus ATCC 42464, 5462 nucleotides. RefSeq lists its product as uncharacterized. Gene Ontology annotation, biological process: carbohydrate metabolic process; poly(A)+ mRNA export from nucleus; protein import into nucleus. The transcript is spliced from 6 exons. Bases 1 to 5250 code for a protein of 1749 amino acids. Gene Ontology annotation, cellular component: nuclear pore. NCBI's taxonomy places the organism in Eukaryota, Fungi, Ascomycota, Sordariomycetes, Sordariales, Chaetomiaceae. Gene Ontology annotation, molecular function: phosphotransferase activity, alcohol group as acceptor; kinase activity; structural constituent of nuclear pore. The record is from RefSeq and is a predicted model, not a curated record.
AUGCCAGCGAAGCUCCUAGUCUACGCGUCCCAGGCAGAGUCGGGUGCCGAGACCGACUCCAUCGCUCACUACAUCGGCGUAGACGUCGGGACUGGCUCGGCUCGAGCCUGCAUUAUCGACUCUACCGGCGAGAUCAAGGCGCUGGCAAGCGAGAACAUCAAGCUCUGGCAGCCCGCACACGGCUACGGCGGCUCCCACUAUGAGCAAUCCACAACCGACAUCUGGCGGGCGAUCUCGCACUGCGUGCGCAAGACGGUCGCCGACUCCGGGGUCGACCCGGCCUCCAUCAAGGGCAUCGGCUUCGACGCGACGUGCUCGCUGGCCGUCUUCACGCACGACACAGACGAGCCGGUGCCCGUCACGGGGCCGGACUUCUCCAACGCCAGCGGUGAGGACCGCAACGUGAUCCUCUGGCUUGACCACAGACCGCUGGCCGAGACGGAGCUCAUCAACAGCACCGGCCACAAGCUGCUGCGCUACCUCGGCGGCAAGAUGAACGUCGAGAUGGAAAUCCCCAAGGUGCUGUGGCUCAAGAACCACAUGCCGCCCGAGCUGUUUGCGCGCUGCAAGUUUUACGACCUGGCCGACGCCCUGACCCACCUCGCGACGGGCGGCGAGACGAGGAGCUUCUGCAGCGCCGUCUGUAAGCAGGGCUACGUGCCCGUGGGCGUGGAUGGGAGCGUUAAGGGGUGGCAGGAAGAUUUCUACAAGGCGAUCGGGCUGGGCGAUCUGGUAGAGGACGGGUUUCGACGGGUGGGCGGGGUCAACGGUGUGAAUGGCAAGUUUUUGAGCGCCGGCGAGUUGGUCGGUGGCCUUUGCGAAAAGGCGGCCAAGGACUUCGGGCUCCCGCCCGGCAUUGCGAUCGGGAGCGGCGUUAUCGACGCAUAUGCCGGCUGGAUCGGCACGGUCGGAGCCAAGGUCAAGCUGGAUUCGGACCACCUGGACGACACUGUCGCCUCGAAUGACGUCUCGCAGGCUUUCACCCGGCUGGCGUCCGUGGCCGGGACGUCCACCUGCCACCUGGCCAUGUCGAGAGAGCCCGUUUUUGUCCCAGGAGUCUGGGGCCCCUACCGCGACGUCCUCAUGCCCGAGUACUGGAUGGCCGAAGGCGGUCAGUCAGCAACGGGAGAGCUGCUGAAGCACAUGCUCGAAACGCACGCGGCAUACAACGACACCAUGAGAGAGGCCCAAGAGGCGGGCAAGAACAUCUACGACUAUCUGAAUGACCACCUCCGGCACCUCGUGGAGAAGACGCGGGCGCCGUCCAUCUCGUACCUGGUGCGGCACUUUUUCUUCUACGGCGACCUCUGGGGCAACCGGUCGCCCAUCGCUGACCCCAACAUGCGCGGCGCCAUCGUCGGCUUGAGCAGCGACAAGAGCAAGGAUAGCAUGGCGCUGCUGUACUACUCGACCAUGGAGUUCAUCGCGCUGCAGACGCGGCAGAUUGUCGAGACGAUGAACAAGUCGGGCCACACUAUCAAGAGUAUCUUCAUGUCGGGCAGCCAGUGCCAGAACGAAAUCCUCAUGGACCUAAUCGCAACGGCGUGCGGCAUGCCGGUGCUGAUCCCUAGGUACGUCAAUGCCGCGGUGGUGCACGGCGCCGCCAUGCUGGGUGCCAAGGCGGCCAGCGCGGACGAGCAGGGCAAGACGGAGCCGCUGUGGAACAUCAUGGACCGCAUGAGCAAGCCGGGCAAGGUGGUCCGGCCCAGGAAUGACGCCGCGGAGAAGAGGUUGCUGGAUGCCAAAUACGAGGUGUUUUUGGACCAGUGCCGGACACAGCAGGAAUAUAGGAGGAAGAUCGACGAAGCGCUCAAAGGGACGUCAAUUGCAGCCACCAUGUCGCUUUUUAUGGGGAAAGGCACGCCCCCGACGGCGACUUCGACGGGAGUACUGGGCAUUCCGGGAGGCAAUCAGCCAGCCUCCGGCUCCGGCAACAGUAUUUUCGGCUCGACGACCACAGGGAACUCUCUCUUUGGCAACAGUUCUGCAGCCGGCACGACAACAACACCCGCCCAGUCGCAGCCCAAGACGGGACUCAAUCUGGGUACCUCUCUGUGUGGCACAUCCACAACUACCCCUCAAGGGUCGCUCUUCGGCGGCAACCAGUCGACAACCGCGACCAGUCAGCCGACGACGUCGGGCGGGACCAGCCUCUUUGGCGGCAGCACGCUCUUUGGCAGCUCGACCGCGACCACGACUCAGCCAGCCGGAGGGGGAAGUCUCUUCUCCUCGGCCGCUCCCAGCGGCGGCCUAAGCCUGGGACUGGGCAACGCGACCAACACGAACCCUGCCGCAUCCACGAGCCAGCAGCAGCAGCAGCAGGCACCGCCAUCUGUGCUCCCGAGCGGCGCCCUGUUUGACAGCCUGCUAGCCAAGAACAAGAAAGAAGCCGAGGGGGAGACGGCGCUGGGCGAGCUGCCCUCUCUGCAGCUGGGCCUGGGCGAUCUGCGCCAGCGCCUCAAGAAGCUUGGCCCUCCGCAGGACAGGCCUCUGGAGCAUGGAAAGGCUCACUACUUCCUCGCCGCCUCCGGCGUCGACCCCGGCGCGGCGGUCCGCGACCUCGGCGCGUUCGGGCUCCAGGCCAGAGAGCGGGGCGCCGCUGCCCAAGGAGCCGGGUUCGGCGGCGGCGUCGGCGAGGUCGACGUGGAGACGUACCUUUCGAACCUGCAGACCAGGACGACGCUGAGCAUGAUCGCCGACGGGUUGGACCGAUCGGUGCGGGACUUUGAUUCGUUCCUCGAGGACAACGUGACGAUGGAGUGGGAGGCGCAGCGGAGGCGCAUCUACCAGCACUUUGGCAUCAAGCCGAGGGAGGAUGCCGCUCGCACGAGCACGCAGCCGGCCGCCCGCGCGUCGACGCCGUCCAAGGACGGCCAGGGCACGUUCGGGCGGUCCAGACGCAAGGCGGGCAGCCAGGCCGGCGGCGGCGAGCGGGCUGCGCAGCGCGCCAGCCUGCUCGGCAGGUCGGCGAUGCAGCGCUCCGUCAUCGGGACCCCGAGCCGGAUCGGGUCGCACGCCUCCGAGUUCACGGACGUGGAGGCUCGCAAGGAUGCGGCAGGCUCGGGCGGGGCCGGGUCCAUGGACGACCGCUUCUUGCGCGAGAAGCAGGGCAAGCUGGCCGAGAAGAUCCACGACUUCAACAACGCGCGGCAGCAGGGCUUGCCUGUCUACAUCUGCCGCGACCUGGCCGAGCUCGAGUCCAAGUCCGGAGACCGGCACGGGCCGCACAUCGUGGAGGCCUACCGCGCCAUGAUGGAGAUUGUGGGAGAGUUCCCCGAGGCCGAAGAGACGCCCAGGGAACGGCAGUUUGCGAAGCUGUACCUGGACCCCAACCUCCAGUCUGCCAACGCGGUCGCGAUGCGGAAGCAGAUCCUCAGCGGUGCCAACGCCUUCUUGGAGAAGCAGUUCUGGAACGAGGUGAACUCGCUCAUUGCCAAGUACCCGCAGGACGCGAACCUGGGCGGCCUGCCGGACGUGGUCAGCAAGAUCAAGGCGUACAUCCGCCUCCGCAUCGCCCGCAAGACGCUGGUGCCCGACAACGUCGACCUCCAGCAGGCGAACGGCGAGUACAUCUGGGCCAUCGUCUUCUAUCUCUUGCGGGCCGGCUUCGUGCACGAGGCGGCCCAGUACGUCAACGAGAACCAGAGCCACUUCCGCAGCAUCGACCGGACCUUCUCCGGCUACAUCAACAGCUACGCAUCCAGCGAGGAGCGCCGGCUCAAGCGGCAGAUGCAGGACCGGUGCACGAGCGAGUACAACCAGCGGAUCCGCAACGCGCCCGAGGGGUCCAUCGACCCCUUCCGCAUGGCGUGCUACAAGAUCAUCGGCCGCUGCGACCUGAGCAACCGGAGCCUGGAAGGCUUGCAGACCGACGUCAACGACUGGAUCUGGCUGCAGUUCAACCUGGCGCGCGAGACGGACAGGUCCCUGGAGCUCGCGGGCGAGUCGUACGGCCUGGCCGAGCUGCAGGCGAGCAUCCGCGAGAUCGGCCUCAAGCACUUCCCCAAGACGCCGGCCGAGGACACUAACGGUAGCUUCGGCAUGUUCUUCUACCUCCAGAUCUUGUCGGGCAUGUUCGAGCAGGCCAUCGCCUACCUGUACCCGUUCUCGUACGUCGACGCGGUCCACUUCGCCAUCGCGCUCACCUACUACGGGCUCCUGCGCCCGGCGGACGCGCAGUCGGCGGGUGGCAACGAGCUGCUGUCCCACAACACGCGGAACCAGCCGCAGAUCAACUUUGGCCGCAUGCUCGGCUACUACACGCGCGACUUCCGGGCGGCCAACGCGGCCGCCGCGGUGGACUACCUCGUGCUCAUCUGCCUCAACGCGGACGAGACGGGUGGGCAGCAACAGGCGGCGCUCUGCCACGAGGCCCUGCGCGAGCUGGUUCUCGAGUCGCGCGAGUUCAGCCGGCUGAUUGGCGACAUCAAGCCCGACGGGCAGCGCAUCCGGGGCGUCAUCGAGGAGCGCGGCCCGCUGAUCGCGCUCGGCCAGGAGGACGACUUCAUCCGCGCCAUCACGCUGCAGGCGGCCAGCUUCGCCGACGACAACGGGCGCACCACGGACGCGGUGCUGCUGUACCACCUGGCCGAGGACUACGACACGGUGGUGUCGAUCGUCAGCCGGGCCCUCAGCGAGGCCAUCUCGCUCGAGAUCGGCGAGGACCCGAUGCGGCUGGUGCCGGUCAAGCCCCGCGUGGACGGGGGCGCCGAGGCGGCCGAUGCCGCCCGGCGGGGCGGCAGCAGCCUGAGCCUGGCGGCCAUCGACGACCCGGUCGAGCUAGCCAAGACGAUGAUGAGCAUGUACGAGAGGGACCACAUGUUCUGGCAGAAGAUCCGCGACCCGAACCGGGUGGCGUGCUCGGUGCUGCUACAGAUGAGCGACAUCAAGAACCUGGUCGAGCAGGGCAAGUGGCCUCAGUGUCUUGAUAAAAUCCGCAGCCUGGACAUCCUCCCGCUCACGGCGCGCGGCGACCCGAGCGUGAUCCGCGCUUAUGCGGCCCGCUUCUCGUCGCUGGCGCAGCCGGUGGCCAUCAACGUGCCCAACCUGCUCAUGUGGACCGUCAUCUGCUGCAGCAAGCAGCGGGAGCGGCUCCAGACGGGCCAGUUCAGCGGCAACCAGUCGACGGCGCGCCAGAUGAUCGACGAGCUCAAGCAGAUAAGCGUCGACCUGACGGCCUACACCAGCCAGCUGCGCUACCGCCUGCCGCCGCACCUACACGAGGCGCUGGCGCGGGCUUCGGCGGAUUGAAUGACGAGGGAGGAAGAAGAAGGGGGAGGGAAUGGCAAGGAGGGAUGGAGAGGGGUGUCAUUCAGGGAAUGGAAGGGAGAUGGAGAUGACGUGCUAAGGGGUAAUGUCUCGAUGAAUGAGGCUUAGAAGAAGAAGAAGCCUUGCUGGUAUUUAGGUCUGUAGAAGCAUCGGUCACUGUAAAGCUAUCUAUCUUGAUCUCGGGUUUUUCAUCG